CUCAUCGCAUCCAAUCACAAUGCUUAGGGCUGAAGAUGAAGCCAAUCAGGUCCAACCAGGAGGCGGGGACGCCCGCGCUCAACUAGAAGUGAUAGAGGCCGAGAGACCGCAAGCCCGGGACUACUAGUCCUCUUCCAAUGAAGACCAAUCGCAAGCCAGAUACAGGAGAGUGACUGUCAAGAAAACCAAUUAGAUUAUCCAGAGGGAACCUGGCCCUACCUCUUCUCUGAGGGACGACUCUAACUACCAAUAGCAUGGGCGAGAAGGCAGUCCCUUCGCUGAGGAGGAGGCGUGAGCUAGAACUUUGAGACUGAGUUUAUACUCUUGAGCUACAAAUCUUCUGGAGGCCCUGGCCUGCUGAGAUAUGAAGAAUUCACCAGUGUUUCUCUACAGAGUUAGUACUAAAAGGACCUCAAGUGGAAAAACCUCCUACUACUCCCUGAAAGUAAAGCGGAGCUGCCCUUCAUGUGGCCCAGAGCUUGAGGUUGAAGAAGAGAAGAAGGGGAGAGGGAACCCUAUUUCUGUUCAGUUGUUUCCCCCAGAGCUGGUGGAACAUAUCAUCUCAUUCCUCCCAGUCAGAGAUGUAGUCGCCCUAGGCCAGACCUGCCACUACUUCCACGAAGUCUGCGAUGCUGAGGGCGUGUGGAGACGCAUCUGUCGCAGGCUCAGUCCUCGCCUACGAGAGCAGGGUUCUGGGGUCCGGCCCUGGAAGAGAGCUGCCAUUCUUAACUACACGAAAGGACUGUAUUUCCAGGCAUUUGGGGGCCGCCGCCGCUGUCUCAGCAAGAGUGUAGCCCCCCUGCUAGCCCAUGGCUACCGCCGCUUCUUGCCCACCAAGGACCACGUCUUCAUUCUCGACUAUUCUGGGACCCUCUUCUUCCUCAAAAAUGCCCUGGUCUCCUCCACCCUUGGCCAGAUCCAGUGGAAGCGAGCCUGCCGCUAUGUUGUACUGUGUCGUGGAGCCAAGGACUUUGCCUCAGACCCAAGAUGUGACACAGUGUACCGUAAAUACCUCUAUGUACUGGCCACUCGGGAGCAGCUGGGAGUAGCAGGCGCAACAGGCAGCCGGGCCUGUGACUGUGUCGAAGUCUACUUGCAGUCUAGUGGGCAGCGGGUCUUCAAGAUGACCUUCCACCACUCCAUGAGCUUCAAACAAAUUGUGCUGGUUGGUCAGGAGACCCAGCGGGCUCUCCUGCUGCUCACAGAGGAAGGAAAGAUCUACUUUUUGGUAGUGAAUGAAACCCAGCUGGACCAACCACGUUCCUACACAGUUCAGCUGGUCCUGAGGAAGGUGUCCUGUUGCCUGCCUCACCUGCGUGUGGCCUGCAUGGCUUCCAACCAGAGCAGUACUCUCUAUAUCACGGACCAGGGGGGAGUGUAUUUUGAGGUGCAUACCCCAGGGGUGUAUCGUGAUCUCUUUGGGACCCUUCAAGCAUUUGACCCCUUGGACCAUCAGAUGCCACUUGCUCUCUCACUGCCUGCCAAGGUCCUAUUCUGUGCUCUUGGCUACAAUCACCUUGGCCUGGUGGAUGAAUUUGGCCGAAUCUUUAUGCAAGGAAAUAACAGAUAUGGGCAGCUGGGAACAGGGGACAAAAUGGACCGAGGGGAACCCACACAGGUGCAUUAUCUGCAACGUCCCAUUGCUCUGUGGUGUGGCCUCAACCACUCCCUGGUGCUGAGCCAGACCUCGGACUUCAGGAAGGAGCUGCUGGGCUGUGGCUGUGGGGCUGGAGGUCGCCUCCCUGGCUGGCCCAAGGGGAGCGCCUCCUUCGUCAAGCUCCACGUCAAGGUCCCUUUGUGUGCCUGCUCCCUCUGCUCUACCAGAGAGUGUCUCUACAUGCUGUCCAGCCAUGACAUUGAGCACCAUCCCGCCUAUCGAGACCUCCCAGCCAGCAAGGUGGUGGGGACCCCCGAGCCCAACCCCGGGUCUGGAGAGCCCCAGGACCCUGGGGGGACAGCUUGGGCCUGUGAGGAGUACCUCAGCCAGAUUCACAGUUGCCCCACAUUGCUGGACCGCAUGGAAAAGAUGAAGGAGAUUGUGGGCUGGAUGCCCUUGAUGGCUGCACAGAAGGAUUUCUUCUGGGAGGCCCUAGACAUGCUGCAGAGGGCUGCGGGAGGGGUUGACCAAGCCCCCCCAACCCCUGAGAGUUGACCCCUCUCCUAGUCUCACCCCUGGAGGGAGAGUCUGGCCCUGGGCCAAAGGCUAAGGAGAGAUGGAGCGGUAGCAAUGAACACUGUAUGUGUGCAUGGGGAGGGGGACGCAUUAGGCUGAGGACUGAUAGACACGCCAGGGUGGGCAGGGAGCUAUUUUGUAAAAUGUUCAGGGGGCUGCCCAGGAGGGACCCCCAACUUGACUAUCAUGGACAAGAGAUUUGAUGGACAAAUAGAAUAAAAGGCUAAAGAGAGCCCCGGUUUGGAACCCUGGGGCCUGGGAAGACCAUGGGGGAGGGGAUGGGGGACCUGAUGCCUGACUCAGUGGGCGAGGGAGGGCAGGA
Molecule: messenger RNA, 2495 nt
Organism: Rhinolophus ferrumequinum (greater horseshoe bat)
Lineage: Eukaryota; Metazoa; Chordata; Mammalia; Chiroptera; Rhinolophidae
Gene: FBXO24
Product: F-box protein 24
Exons: 11
Coding region: 365-2152 (595 amino acids)
Molecular function (GO): protein binding
Source: RefSeq, a predicted model, not a curated record